AUGUCACCAAGUGAGACAACAUUUUUAACUCAACCAACUGAAUCAACUUUUUACAAGUGUAGAAGAGUGAUUAGAAAUCAAACUGUCAAACUUCGUCAGUUCCAAUAUUGUUUAUGUGCAACUAUGCUAUUGAUAUUGAUAAUGAUCCUGGUGGCAAUGGUGAGUUACUCGGUGAGUGAAAUCCAUUUAAAUGAAGAAAUGGAAGAAAAAAAUUCAACAUUUUCUCUCAAGCUUUCGAUGACUCCACAAUUAAUCAAAUUACCAAACAGCCAAGACCUUAGUGACGAUGAAUUAUCGGACGUGAUUGAAGCAGGACAACGUGCAAUACAUGAGCGUAAUUUGAUUAAUUCAAAAGCAACAUUUCAUCCUCAAGAUGAAGUGUCGCCCAACGCACGACACCAUAACGCUGUGAAAACAAGUCUGUAUGCUGGAAAGUUAGCAGUAGCUGGAGUUGGUGAGCUAGGAGCUACAAGAUAUUUCAAGUCUAUAAGAAAAGACAUUGAUAUUACGACGAUGGAUAUUUUUUUUGAUGGCGAUUGGGCGCCUAAUGGUAACAGUUGUAAAGAAUAUUUUUUGUCGAGCUGUAAUGUACCAAGUAGAUUCAGAACGUUUGAUGGUACUUGCAAUGAUCCGAUAAAUCGUGGAGCAGCAUUUACUCCUUAUUCCAGAAGUUUGCCACCGGAUUACGCGGAUGGCAUUGAAGCACCGCGAGUUGCUAAGUCUGGAAAGCCUUUACCUUCUGCUAGAGAAAUAAGUUUGCGUGCGCACACUCCAGCUUCAAGUUCAAAUCCCUCAUUCACUGUCAUGCUGGCAGUUUUUGGGCAAUUUUUAGAUCAUGAUAUCACAGCUACGGCAAUAAGUCAAGGUACCAAUGGAAGUUCAUUUUCCUGCUGCCCGCCUGAUAAUAUUGGGCAUCCAGAAUGUUUUCCUGUGUUUGUUGGUCCUGGUGAUCCGGUUUAUGAUGUUGCUGGUUCAAAAUGUAUGGAGUUCGUACGAUCUGCACCAGCAAUGCAGUGUAAAUUAGGUCCUCGUCAACAACUUAAUCAGGUCACAUCAUUUAUCGAUGCUUCAACAGUAUAUGGGUCGAAUAAAAAUCUAGCAGACUCACUGCGUGAAUUUAAAGCUGGACAAUUACGAAUGUACAAAGCACCUGAUGGUAGAACUUUGUUACCACAAAGUACUGAUUUAAAUGACGGCUGUAACAGAGAAGUUGAAAAUAAACGUGGGCGAUAUUGUUUCGCAUCUGGGGACGCACGAGCUAAUGAAAAUUUGCAUCUGACUACUAUGCAUCUACUGUGGGCACGCCAGCAUAAUUUGUUAGCCACCCAACUGCAGGAAUUAAAUCCACAUUGGGAUGAUGAGAGACUCUAUCAAGAAAGUAGAAGAAUUAUUGGCGCUCAAAUGCAGCAUAUUGCGUACAAAGAAUUUGUUCCAGUUGUUAUCGGGGACAGUGAAGCAAGAAAACGUAAAUUGUUGCCGCUAGAGUCAAAUAUUUAUCGUGAAGCUUCGAAAAAUUUUGAUCCAACAAUCGCUAAUAAUUUUGCAGCAUCAGCAUUUCGUUUUGCUCAUACUCUACUUCCUGGUCUCAUGAAAAUGACCGACGCUGAGAAAGGAACUGAAGAUUACAUUCAAUUGCACAAAAUUCUAUUCAAUCCUUACAGUUUGUAUGCAAAGACUGGGGUCGAAAGCUCUAUUCUCUCAGCUACGAGAAAUUUCAUUCAAAAAACUUCAACCCACGUUACAUCUCAAUUAACGAGACAUCUGUUUGAAGAUCCUCUUUCAAGCCAAACAAAUUCGUAUAACUCAACACAUCAUCUGCCAUUUGUACCUUGCGGGCUGGAUCUGGUCUCGCUCAACAUUCAGCGAGGCAGAGAUCAUGGCCUGCCUGGUUACACAGCAUGGAGAGAGUUCUGCGGACUUGUUCGCCCUCGGAAUUUUCUUCAACUACGCGGAAUCGUUGAUCCCGAUAGCUUCAAACAAUUACCGUUGCUUUACGAAGACGUUGAUGACAUUGACUUAUAUACUGGUGCACUUGCGGAGAUAAAAAUAGCCGAUGGGUUAAUUGGCCCUACUUUCACGUGUCUCGUUAGUCAGCAGUUCCAACGACUGCAGUCAGGUGAUCGCUAUUGGUAUGAGUCUUCUCAAUCACCUUAUCCAUUUACGCCAGAGCAACUGGUACAGCUGAGGAAAUCAUCGCUAGCAAAAUUAAUUUGUGAUUGUUCUAAUGAUAUCAAUGAAAUCCAACCUCUGGUUAUGAGAUCAGUCAGCGCUGAAAAUCCUAUAACGAUAUGCGAUGAUAUAGAGAGUGUUGACUUAACCGCAUGGAAAGAAACUAUAUAAUUAAUUAAUUUUUUAAAACUUAGAGUAAAAAAUAUACUAAAAUUUUUUUAAUUAUUUGUAUGUAAAAUUUUAUAAUUAAUAACUGAGUAAUAAUUUGAUUU
Molecule: messenger RNA, 2441 nt
Organism: Microplitis demolitor
Lineage: Eukaryota; Metazoa; Arthropoda; Insecta; Hymenoptera; Braconidae
Product: peroxidase
Exons: 4
Coding region: 1-2340 (779 amino acids)
Biological process (GO): response to oxidative stress
Molecular function (GO): heme binding; peroxidase activity
Source: RefSeq, a predicted model, not a curated record